Messenger RNA from Thunnus maccoyii (southern bluefin tuna), 5798 nucleotides. Its product is annotated as disintegrin and metalloproteinase domain-containing protein 10-like. The record is from RefSeq and is a predicted model, not a curated record. NCBI's taxonomy places the organism in Eukaryota, Metazoa, Chordata, Actinopteri, Scombriformes, Scombridae. Gene Ontology annotation, cellular component: synaptic membrane; plasma membrane. The transcript has 16 exons. Gene Ontology annotation, molecular function: metalloendopeptidase activity involved in amyloid precursor protein catabolic process. Gene Ontology annotation, biological process: Notch signaling pathway; membrane protein ectodomain proteolysis. The coding region runs from base 455 to 2848 and encodes 797 amino acids.
GGAAUUCCAAUGAUUAAUUGAUUAUAUAAAAAAAGGUUUGCAAUAAAUUGACUAAUCAAUAAAUAAAUAAUACCAGCUCUAUGAGAGUGAAGAUUUGCCACUGAACAUUAUCGAUUGUAUGUGGAAUGGUGUGGACACUGAAAUAUUAAAAGACAGCUUUGGUAUUAUUAUUUUCCUGUUUUUGCAUGUGACUGUAAUGGUGGGAAACGUGUAUUACAUGACACCUAGGCAUGGAUGUAUCCAUGCACUCAGGCAUGGUGACUCCUGAGUCUAAUAAUGUAUGCAGACCUGGAUCAUGGACGCAUUUGGGGGAAGGGAUGCCGAGCUUCCCUGCGUCUGACGUCACGACGCUGGAGAGAGAGGAGGCGAUGAGAGGAAGCUGCAAUAAACACACAGGGCGUCUGCGCCUAUCUAAGUAGGACAAUAAAGUGAAAACGGCAUCAAUGCUCUAAUAAUGGAUUUGUCAGAUAUGCUUCUUCUUAAAGUUUUCCUCUUUGUGUACUUACUUAACUACACCCAAGGACACUAUAGAAACCCCCUGAAUAAGUACAUUCGUCACUAUGAGGGUCUGUCUUACGACACAGAGCUUAUUCACAGCAACCAUCAGAGGGCCAAGAGGGCACUCUCUCAUGAAGACAAGUUUCUUCAUUUAGAUUUUCACGCCCAUGGAAGGCAUUUUAAUUUACGAAUGAAGAGAGAUACCACCUUGUUCUCCCAAGAUUUGAAGGUGGACGUCUCAGGAGAAGAAAUUCCAUUUGAUACCUCUCAUAUCUACACUGGAGAAAUCUACGGUGAGAAAGGCACCCUGACUCAUGGCUCCAUUGUGGAUGGUAAGUUUGAGGGCUUCAUUCAGAGCUACCAAGGCACCUACUAUGUGGAGCCCGCUGAGAGAUACCUGGAGGGCAAAGACGUGCCCUUCCACUCUGUCAUCUACCAUGAAGACGACAUACACUACCCGCACAAGUACGGCCCAGAGGGAGGCUGUGCUGAUAGCUCGGUGUUUGAAAGGAUGAAGAAGUACCAAGCCAGUGCCGUAGAGGAGCCACCCAAGGAGCUCCAUACUGAGGCUGACUUUAAUGAGCCCGUGCUGCUGAGGAGGAAGAGGAUGGCCCAGGUAGAGAAAAACACCUGCCAGCUGUUCAUUCAGACUGACCACCUCUUCUACAAGUACUACAAGACCAGAGAGGCUGUCAUAGCUCAGAUCUCCAGCCAUGUCAAAGCGAUCGAUGCUAUCUAUCAGGGCACAGACUUCAUGGGCAUCCGCAACAUCAGCUUCAUGGUGAAAAGGAUCAGGAUAAACACCACCAGUGAUGAGAGGGACAGGUCCAACCCGUUCCGCUUUGCCAACAUCGGCGUGGAGAAGUUCCUGGAGCUGAACUCAGAACAGAACCACGAUGACUACUGCUUGGCCUACGUUUUCACCGACAGAGACUUUGAUGACGGGGUGUUGGGUUUGGCCUGGGUUGGAGCCCCCUCAGGGAGCUCCGGGGGAAUCUGUGAAAAAAGCAAGCUGUACUCAGACGGAAAAAAGAAGUCUCUCAACACUGGUAUAAUCACUGUACAGAACUACGCCUCCCACGUACCUCCAAAAGUCUCCCAUAUCACUUUUGCACAUGAAGUAGGCCACAACUUCGGCUCCCCACAUGACUCUGGAUCUGAGUGCACCCCAGGUGAAUCCAAGAGUCAAGACAAGAAGGAGAAGGGCAAUUAUAUCAUGUAUGCAAGAGCCACAUCAGGAGACAAGCUCAACAAUAAUAAGUUCUCCAUCUGCAGCGUGCGAAACAUCAGCCAGGUGUUGGAGAAAAAGAGAAGCAACUGUUUUGUCGAGUCUGGUCAGCCCAUCUGUGGUAACGGCCUGGUGGAGCCAGGAGAGGAGUGUGACUGUGGCUACAGCGAUCAGUGCAGGGACCAGUGCUGCUAUGACGCCAACCAGCAUGAUAGCAAGAAGUGCAAAUUAAAGCCCAACAAAGUCUGCAGUCCCAGUCAGGGUCCUUGCUGCACCGCUGAGUGCACUCACAAGGGUCGUAAUGAGAAGUGCAGAGAGGAGUCAGAGUGCGCUCAUCAGGGCAUGUGUAACGGAGUCAGCGCCCAGUGUCCCACAUCGGAGCCAAAGGCCAAUUUCACCGCCUGCCACGGAGAGACUCAAGUCUGCCUCAACGGGGGCUGCUCUGGCUCCAUCUGUGAGAAGUAUGGGCUUGAGGCGUGCACCUGUGCCAGCCAAGAAGGCAAGGAUGAGACUGAGCUCUGCCACGUAUGCUGCAUGGAGAAGAUGAAUCCCAACACGUGCAGCAGUACAGGGUCGGAGCGUCUGGCUCGUUUCUUCAAUAAGAAAGUGACUACGCUGCCAGCCGGCUCACCUUGCAAUGACUUCAAGGGCUACUGCGACGUGUUCAUGAAGUGCCGUCUGGUGGAUGCAGACGGACCUCUUGCCAGACUGAAGAAGGCCAUCUUCAACCCAGAGCUGUAUGAGAACAUUGCCGAGUGGAUUGUGGCCCAUUGGUGGGCGGUGUUAUUGAUGGGUAUCGCUCUCAUCAUGCUCAUGGCUGGUUUCAUUAAGAUCUGCAGCGUACAUACACCGAGCAGUAACCCCAAACUCCCCCCUCCAAAACCACUUCCAGGCACUUUGAAGAGGCGGCGAGCACAGCAGCACGCUAGCUCCCAGGUGCAGCACCAGUCUCAGCACCCGCACUCCCACCAGCACGGCCACGGAGGCCACGGCGGGCACGGUGGGCACGGCGGGCACGGCGGCCAACGGCAACCCCAGAGGCAACCUCAGCGGCAGGCGCAGCCCCAGAGGCACCACCGUCAGCCCAGAGAGAACUAUCAGAUGGGCCAGAUGAGACGCUGAGACCCUGCAACACCCCGCCUCCCUCUUCCCCCCCUCCCCCAAUGCCUUGGCUCCUCCUUGUGCCUACAGUGGGAAAACAAAAGCAUCACUCCAUCCAAAGAAAAGCCUGACAUGGUUGUUAGUCAUCAUCAUAUCCUCCAUCUACAGACAAAAACAGACACGUGAAAAAGAGAAAACACUAUCUAGCAACUCGAUUGGCUCUUUGUGGAGUGGACUCAAACAUCAGCCAUUUCCAAUGCAGUGCGAUCUAGCAUCUUUUUCCACCAUUUUUUUUUUUUUUUUUUUGUCAUUUCUAAGGAGUGCCAAGGAGUUAAGGAAUCAUGUGUAGCUUUAGUACAUUCUGUGAUGUGUUUUUUUUUUUGUUUGUUUUUGUUUUUGUUUCUAUUGCAACGUCUUCAUGAGUGACACACCCGUGGCUGCUGGUGAAUUGUUCUGUGCUUUUCUUUCGCCAUUCUAGCCGGGGAAUGAGAGACACUCAGCGGGGAAUUUGCGGCACUUUUGUGAUUUACACAUGUCAAAAACGGCAAAAGACACAGGCUCCGGUCUCUCGUGCAGACAGUCUUCUGCAUGUGACUGUACAUAUUUAGUGUAUCAUAAGUGAAAACAAACUAUUUCUUCUACUGUAAAUGUGUAAUUCUUCACUUUUUUUCUUUGAUUUUUUUGGUUAGUGCUCUCAGGACUCUUAACACAUAAAUGAAGGAAUGAUGGUUGUGAUGAGUUCCUUGGACGUUGCCGUUCUGAGGAUUUGAUGCCAUUAAGUCCUCUGCGCAGUCGUCCAAUCAGGUGGAUCUCUUUCACUUUCGUUAGAUUGCUAGAAUUUGAACAAGGUCACCAUAUCCCACUUUUUAGGCCUUCUCUGUUCAAGGUCCCUUUUUUCAUCUUUUUUUUUUUUUUUUUAAUUUUAUUGUCUUGCUAACAUGUUUUGGUUGUGUUGUGUAACAAGCUAGAUAAAGUAUAGCGUCGUCGGAACAGAAAGGGAAGAUCUCCUGGCUUGAUACGACCUUUUUAUUGUCUUCACCGAUUUGUUUUUUUUUUGUUUUUUUUUUGAUAAUGAAGAAUGAAUAACCACUAACCGAAGCUGAUGAUGAUUCUACCUGUUCAAGUAUGAAGACAAGGGAAAGUGAAGGCUGCUGUGGCGUAGUUUAGAAGUGAGAGUGUAUCAUGUUACAAAGUUAGUUUAAGUGUGGAAAUAAAUUUUAAAAAUGACUCCAGUGUGGAUGUACAAAAAAAAAAAAAAGAUUAAAUAAUUCUAUUACUCUUCAGAUAGCGAAUCUAAGAACUUUUGUGGGCAUGCAGACACAUUUAUUAAAUGUGACUAUUAAUUGACCAAGGUCUGUAAUAUUUGUAUGUCGCUCAACACUAUUUACUUUGACAGCUAUUAAUGUUUAGUCUUAAAACAAAUGGAAGGAUCAGCAGUAUUUUCACACUGUUCACUAACACUCUCCGUACUGUGUUCACUAGUUUCACAGGAGACAAACAGCUGUUUGAUUUUUUUUUUUUGAUUUUUUUUUUUUUUCUUCCUAAAAUCUCACCUACAGUUUUUGCUCCUGGUCACAUUUCAUCAUGGACUGAAUCCCCUUAAGAGCUCAUGAGUUCAGACCUCAGUGUGAGUUUACAUCAGCGUGCCAUUAAAACUUUAUAAAGCUGAUAUUUGUUCACAGGUUUUAUAGAAUACAGGAAGCACCUGUAAGGUUUCCAGAUGGACGAAAUGAAGGAGAUGUGAUUGUUUUUUUGUUUUGUUUUGUUUGACCUCAGGUGUUUUUCUUCCUUCCCUCACUACAGCAGAGAGUGAGGGACUUUUUUGGAAAAUGAUAACGUGAUAACACUGAGAGAAGAUGUGUAUUAUGCAAAAUCCCAUGAUUUCACCUAAAAAAACAAAAAAAAAAAGGAAAAAAAAAUGUGUUGGCAAGUGGGUGAAAAGUGUGACAUUAACAAUAAAGCACAGGAUUUUGCGUUAUAUAUUGUGUAGUUGUAUUGAAAGUUGUUUUUUUUUUUUUUGUGCUCUGACUUUAUUUUAUCCUGGCUUUGUUUUUGUUUUUUUUUUGUUGUUUUUUUUUUUAAAUGCAUGCAAUACUAAUCACGACUAAUAUCUUACAAAACUGUCCUGAUGGUUAAAAACAAUCACACAUGUGCUCUGGAGGGGACCAUGAAAAAAAAAAAUGUGUCUCACAGCUAACAAUUAAUUCACGCGGCAGAUGAAUUAGGCAGGUCGACGGUUGCUAUAACUUCUCAUGUCUGUACAAAGCGGAACUCUUUUUAAAUUUCAUCUUCUAGGCUGGAUCUCGCCUGCGAAGCCUGGAGACUUUACAUGUAAACUUGUACAGUACUUCGAAAAAUUUGCAUUUCAUUUGAAAAAUGAAAAUUACAUUUUGAUACAUCUGUUCAUUUUUUUGUAUUCUAAUUCCAGAGUAAGUUGUUCAAAGAUGUUCAUAUGUGACAAACUUUCCUCUCUUCUAAGUUAUUUAUGUUCUUAUAUGUGCUAGUUGAACUGGAGUUUGCUUAUGAUACUUUUUUCUCCACCAUCAUCAAUGGUAAAAACAAUUCAGUGUGAUGGAGUUAAUGUUACAUUCUCAUUUUUGUCUUCGUUAUCCUGUGGCAUGGUUUGGGUAGAAGAGCAGAAGAAUAAUGCCUGUAAAUUUUACUUUCUUUUUAAUUUCAUAGUCUUGGUAAAAGUUUUUAGAUAAACGUGCACUGAAAUGUCCCAAUUGAGUUGAAAUGUUGUAGGUGAUGUAGGCCGAAAGAACACAAGAUUAAAAAGUAAUACUACUGUCUGAUUUUAAUGUUCACUGUGUUUUAUACAGUAUCGGAAAUUUUUGUUCACUUUGAACAUUUUUACUAAAAAAAAAAAAAAUUUCAAAUUGUAUUGUGCAAAGAGAUGUAAUUUUUGGAGUACUUGAAAUGCAUUAAUUAAAAGACUCGUUCAAAAUAAAAUAGACCCCUGUUUACUGUC